GGCUCGCCUCGGCUCGGCUCGGCGCGGCCGGGAUGCAGCUCGGGCGCCCGGCGGCGGCUCGGCGGCGCUGACACCAUGGACAGCUUCGACUUGGCGCUGCUGCAGGACUGGGACCUGGACUCGCUGUGUGUCUAUGAACCAGACAGAAAUGUGCUGCGGAAGAAAGAAUGGGAAAGGAGAAAUCAGGAAACACAGCAGGAAGAUGGCACAUUUAACACAAGUUACUCCCUCUUCAGUGAACCAUACAAGACUAACAAGGGGGAUGAGCUCUCAAAUCGCAUCCAGAAUACAUUAGGCAACUAUGAUGAAAUGAAAGAUUUACUGACUGAUCGAUCCAACCAGAGCCACCUUGUUGGGGUUCCAAAACCAGGGAUCCCACAGGCAUCUGUAGCUAAAGCAGAUGAACAUUUCAUUACAGACUCAAGACCACAGUCCCAGCCUUCCAUCAGCAGUUCAUCCUCCAUACCAGCAGCAUUAUGUGGACAGAACAAGAGCACCACAAUGGGUUGGCAAAAAGUUGGGCAAAAUGCUUCUGAUGGCCAGCAGAGGACAAGCAAGCAUGGCCACAGAUUACUUGAAUCACACAACAGUGACUUCAAAAUGACUAACCAAAAAUCCAGUCUAGAAAAGCUAAAACACUAUGCAUCAAGUCCAACAUCCUCUGCCUCCAAUGCUACACAACCAGGUACUUUAAGAUCCACACUUGGAGACAGUGUCAGCAGAGUGCAACAGCAGUCAAAAAUAAGUUGCAAUGCAGAAGUUGGACCUCAGGCUCAAGAAAGGCCAACAAAACAUACCACUGGGCAUUGUGUUCAAAACUUUCCUCCUUCACUUGCUUCAAAGCCCACUAUAGUGCAGCAGAAACCAACAGCUUAUGUAAGGCCAAUGGAUGGACAAGAUCAGGCUCCUGAUGAAUCCCCAAAGCUAAAAUUAUCUGCAGAAACUAACAAGCACUGUACAUCAUAUAGGGGAGUUCCUUCUAAUAAACCUGACUCAACUAGAACCAAGUCUAAGAUUACAAAAUUUAGCAUUCCCAAGCAAGAAGAGCCAUGAAAUUGGAAGGGAUCCUGCAUAAUAGCACCGAGACAGAGGGGUCUGUUGUUUCACUCAGAUGGUCUGAUCUGUUCAUUCUACAAGAAUUAACUAGCAACAAAUAAACAAAAAUUGUUCGAAGUACCAAACUACUAACAAAUUUAUUUAACAUCAAAUGGGUUUGCUCACUUCACGUUUGAGUUAGGAGAAUGCAGUAGGUUAGUUUUCCAGAGGAGAAAAUGUGUAGAAUACAAGAGCAAUAUUAAGAGUCUGAAAGUACUGUAAGUACUGAAGGUGCUAAACCUGGGCAAUAAUUGUAUACUUUAGAAAGCUCAGGUUUUUUUUAACAAAAUUCCUCCUUUUGGAUUGUUGACAGUGCAACACACAGUAACUUUAUACAUAUGAGCAGCUUCAUUGACCUCAGUGGAACUAGUGCGUAAAAUUAUUCAUGUCUGUCAGUUUUUGCAGGACUGAGGCUUUUUUUAAUAAGUUUUUAGUUGGUUUUUGGUUUUGUUUUGUGGUGGUGUUGUUGUUGUUUUUUUGUUUGUUUUUUUUGCACCCUCUAGUUUUUACUACUUUAAUCCCAACAAAACAACUUAAUUUUCGUUUAGCAUUAAAGGACAAAAACUUUUUCCAUAGUAAGAAAUAUUGCAUAAACAUGCUUAAAAGCCUUGAAAGCAAGAAUUAUGUUGCUUUGAUUCUAAACUUUCUGAGUGUGUUGCUUUCCAUAUGGUUUGUACUACACUUUUGUUGCUAUGGUGAAUUACUUGUUGUUCCUCAUUAAUCUUGACUUGUAGUAUAAUUGCUGUAGAAAUAUCUCAUGUAACUGGGCAUAAGUUACAACUGCCAAGGGAAUUUCUUAACUUACGCACCUGUCUUUUUGCCAGUUUUUCCCAAGCUUGUUUUUGUAGUUAAUGAAGGAUAUGUAUUUUGGACAUUUCAACAAGGGCCUCUCUUACUCAACUCCACCCUUCAAUAAAAUUGAUCUUCCCUAGGGAUAUCAGUUGGAAAAGUUAGAAUGAAAAAGAAAGCUUGAUGCGUGUUAGAAUUCUGUUCAUUUUGAGGAAUAAGUGCUUUCCACCCUUUAUUCCCCAAAUCAACUGGCUCCUUUUAGUUUAUGAAUUAGCUAUGAAGGUAACGCCAAGUACAUAAAUGUAAUUCAGUUGUUGUCAUGGAGUGCUUAGUUCUGCAUAAUAUAAGAUAUAUUAUGUUAACAUUAUUGACAAAGGAAUUAAGUUCCUCCAUUUCUAGGAAUUUUUUAAUUUAAAAAAUUGGUAGCUUUUAUAAUCCAUUUGUGAUGGUUAAUAUAAUGAUAGCUGGAUGUAACCAAAACAAUGAAUGCUAACAGAGACAAAGGAAAAAGGAGAGAAAAAAAAGAAAACAUUUGAAAAUACAAGUAGCCAGUGAGAUACAUGCUAAAAAGCUUUAUUAAAUUGCUUUAUUUUUGGCAGUAAGGGUUUUUAAGUGUUGCAAAAGUAUUUGACUGUUUGAGAAUUUAGCACUGGGUACUGGAUCUUGCUCAUCUUCACAGGCUGCACUGUAAGAACCAUAACUUAUUGUGCUGUAGUCCAGUGCAAAUAUAAGUUAAGGCUGCUUAUGGAAACAUUUUAAACACAAGCAGUGAGCAGGGGACUCGAGCUUCUGUUGUCUGACUUCAUAGGAAUGCAAGCUUCAAAAAAAGCGGGUAGGAUGUGGGUGGCAGAAGGGCAUAUCUGAGAGCGUGGGUUUGAGUUAUGUACAUCUUGGCGGACAAGCACUUAGAUAUGUACUUCCCUUUCUACCCAAUACUAGGUCAAAGUAACUUGUCUGAUACAGGAGUGUUCUUGUGCUGGAUCAGUUUCCAUUGACUCAAUAAUUAUAAUGAAAAUCUCUAUUAAUUCACACUCUUUGCUGCAUAGUCAUAUGCAGCAUAGUCUGUGCAAGAUCAAAAUGUAAAGACAAUUCAAGGUUUUUUUAAUUGUCAAUGAAAAAUGUUCCCUGUUCAGAUCUGUAGUUUCUUUCCCCAGCCUUUAAUUCAUUAGAGUGACAUGAAAAUACAGUUACUGAACAUACGGGGCAUUUAAGGUCAUUUAUGAUUGAGGAGUGAAAGAACCAAAGGAAAAGACAAAGGGCCAUACAGUCCACUGUUAACUUCAGCCAAAGAAAUGACCUAUGUGCACUGUUUGAUAGAUUGGGUUAAAAAGGUCAGAACUCCAGUAAUCAUUGAUAAUGCAUUUGGCAGGGUCAAAGGCACUUCAUUUAGAUCCUGUUGUCACACAUUCAAUUACUAUAAAUGAAAACACAUAUCACCCAAAUAUGUGCAUGCAACACAAACACUUUAUUCACCUUGCACAUCUUGAAGUUGUAAUUUCCUUAGCCUUUCAUUAUAUGGAAGAUCUGUUCCUAUGGUACCACAAAAUAGCUUCCUAGGAAAGCAAUUAAGAGGUUUUAAAAAAAAAAAAAGUUCAGAAAAGAUAAAUAAUGUAGGCGUCUGAUUUCCUGUCACUCUUGGUUAACUUUGUAUGAAAAUGGAUAGCUUCCAAAUUAAAGCAGGCACCAGCCUGUCUGGAGAAAAAUGCAUCUGUAAAGAAAUGUGUACGUUAUAUAUUCAUGCAGUUCCAAAUUUCUUAAUUGUGUUCAAUAUGUAACAAUUUCAUGUACUGGAAUAUGGUACCCUUUUCAUUCCAUGACUUGAAACCAGCUUGCAGGCUAGGCUCAGGAUAGACAUGCUUACCUCCCCCAUUACCAAAGAAACACAUGAACAAAGAGGUGACAUUCUGUGUCACUACUCUACAUAGUAACAUCCAGGAGACAAAUAUGACACCAUUCCUCCGGUCAAGUUAUUACAGUAGCAAUGAUAUUCCUUACAGAAGUUAUAAAAUAUUUUUAAAAGGUUUCCUUGAGAGAAAAAAAUGAACGUAGAAACUACCAGGGAACCGAAAGUGAACCACAGAUUCCAGCUUGUUGAUGUCCAGCAUUUUUUCUCAGAACAAAGCUGUUGGUGAAAAUUACUAUUCGUAGCCUUCUGUAUUUUCUGCAAAUGACUGUAAUGGAGGCUUGUGCAUUAAAAAGAAUAUAUCUUUUUUUUUUUUAACUUGUCUGUUUGGCCAAGCACAUGUUCAAGAAAUGGUAGGAUUUAAAAUUGUAUCUGUUUUGA
Messenger RNA from Alligator mississippiensis (American alligator), 4168 nucleotides. Its product is annotated as AF4/FMR2 family member 3-like. NCBI's taxonomy places the organism in Eukaryota, Metazoa, Chordata, Crocodylia, Alligatoridae. Gene Ontology annotation, cellular component: super elongation complex. The coding region runs from base 76 to 1053 and encodes 325 amino acids. The transcript has 4 exons. The record is from RefSeq and is a predicted model, not a curated record. Gene Ontology annotation, biological process: regulation of gene expression.